CGCAUUUAUAUUUGAAAUCAGACAUGUGAUGCGCUGAUUGCUGACGAUUAAGAAUCAAAAUUAACCAAUAUCCACCCCUAACUAUACUUGGCAACAGUGCUUCUGGCGGCCUGUUACGAGUGAUUAUUAUCGUGCCAACUUGACCUCCCUUGCCAUUACUGCUGCUCUAUUACCCUCGCCCCUUUAUCUUAGCCCUGCCCAAACUUCAAUUUACUCUAUACCUCUCUCCGCAUUAGCUGUUUUGCCAUGGCCGCCAACCUUAUCUCCCUCAAGGACACAGUGCCAAACAUGGAGCCCGAAUACGAGGUUAGACUCCGGCUCAACCCAACCGAGGUUCUUGGCCCCGACCACAGACUAGCAGAAAAUGUGCUAUCUACCUUCGAUAUGCUCGCGGCCGACACUAAGUUAAAUGUCCAGUUCCUUGAUAUGAAUUGCAAGAAGAUCUAUGCCGCCGGCUGGAGCCCACGUAUCCGCAAGACGGAGAACGAGGACGAUUUCGAGCUGACAUAUAAGAAGCGGUAUGCCAUCACGGGCGGUGACAUCAACGCUGCGCUUACUGCGGCUAAUGGGGAUGGUUUCAACGCUGGUGACGCGAAGUACGAGGCGCAGGUUGAAUGGGGUUACCGGAACCAGACACUCUCCAUAAGCCGCAAAAAAACCGUAUCGAAAUCUGAGAAUGAUGGGAUGGGUUUGCCAGGGACGAGUAAGUCGCGUCAGAUGUUGAUCGAUGAAGCGCCAGAUAAGUUCGACAACUGGAAGCACAUAGAAUGGGGCACCAGGGCGUUAUCGGUAUCACGAGUUUUUGGCCCGGUCCUUGCGAGGCGCUUUACUGGCAAGUGGAAGAACAUGAAGCUAUAUAUUGAGGUCUGGCCCCUCCUCAACUUCGGGGGAACAGGAAUUGAGUACAUUGUCGAGGCGUCUUUCAAGACGAAGAGCCACACGACAGCCUCACUUGAGCUGGGCCGCUUAGCCGACUUUCUGCAAAAUAAGGGUUGGUUUCUACCGGAAGACGUGCUAAAGACGCGGCUCAUUAUGGAGCGAUACUGAUAUGAGAAGUUAUUGGACUCAAGGGUGGUUCAUGAUCUGGAAUAUGUGGCGAGGGGUUUUAAACAAUGAGAGGAUAUAAUUUGCUAAGUGUGGAU
Messenger RNA from Aspergillus candidus, 1142 nucleotides. RefSeq lists its product as uncharacterized. The coding region runs from base 247 to 1047 and encodes 266 amino acids. The transcript has a single exon. Lineage: Eukaryota; Fungi; Ascomycota; Eurotiomycetes; Eurotiales; Aspergillaceae. The record is from RefSeq and is a predicted model, not a curated record.